Messenger RNA from Neohortaea acidophila, 1454 nucleotides. Its product is annotated as pyrroline-5-carboxylate reductase dimerization-domain-containing protein. The transcript has a single exon. The record is from RefSeq and is a predicted model, not a curated record. Gene Ontology annotation, biological process: L-proline biosynthetic process. The coding region runs from base 51 to 1127 and encodes 358 amino acids. NCBI's taxonomy places the organism in Eukaryota, Fungi, Ascomycota, Dothideomycetes, Mycosphaerellales, Teratosphaeriaceae. Gene Ontology annotation, molecular function: pyrroline-5-carboxylate reductase activity.
GCUCAAAGAUACAUCAGAAUAUCACGACCGCUUUCAAUAUCGAAUCCGGAAUGUCGCGCGAACUAGCUCCUGACUGGAUCUUAAAGCAAGCGCUGGACGUGCAGCACUCGGCCAACAUGACUUGGCGUGCUCCCAACGGCGCGACAGCCACCAAUCCAAAUCCCCCAGAGACCCCUGGAUUGGAACUGACGGUCAUCGGCUGUGGCACCAUGGGCAUCGCCAUUCUUGGUGGGGUCAUGGACUCGCUGUCGUCUGCUCAUCCGCAAGAUCACGUCAGCAUUCCCGGAAAGAGCGUCAGCGGCACCAGCACGCCGGCGGAACCUCUACCCGAACGUCUGCCAAACCGCUUCAAUGCUUGCGUGAGGCGGCACCAGAGCGCGAAGAGAAUUCAAAGCGAACUGAGCAAGUACCCGGCUUUCGACAAGAUGACCAUCUACGAGAACGACAAUUUGACUCCUACGAAAGCCGCCGAUGUCAUCCUGCUUGCCUGCAAGCCUCAAAUGGUUGGCGAAAUUCUCGCAGAUCCCGAGAUGAAAAAGGCGUGCGAGGGCAAGCUGCUCAUCAGUAUCUGCGCUGGAGUCACUGGAGAGCAAAUCUCUGCCAUCCUCGGCGAAGACAAUUCGUGUCGCGUGAUCAGAGUCAUGCCGAAUACGGCGGCGGCGGUGCGGGAAAGCAUGACGGUUAUUGCCACUUCCACUCCUCCGCUUCCACCGCUGCUUAGCCACCUCGUCACUUGGAUCUUCACGCGCAUUGGCCGAGUUGUUUACCUGCCUCCCAGCACCAUGGAUGCAUCUACUGCCCUUUGCGGCUCCGGUCCCGCCUUUGUUGCGCUGUUCUUGGAGUCGUUGGUCGCCGGUGGAGUCGCAAUGGGCCUUCCUAGGGAGGAGGCCUACACAAUGGCGGCGCAAACCAUGCGCGGUACUACCGGUCUGGUGCUGCAGGGAGAGCAUCCGGCUAUCCUCAAGGACAAAGUCAGCACGCCAGGCGGAUGCACUAUUGGAGGGCUGUUGGUGCUGGAAGAGGGUAGCUUGAAGGGCACGGUCGCCAGGGCGGUGAGAGAAGCUACGGUGGUUGCCAGUCAAUUGGGGCAGGGUAAGAUUGGGGUCAAUGGCCCCCGUGGGAAAUGAGGCUGACGAGGUCUGAUGCAAUCGAGGCCGACCAAUGGAUGCCGCGCGCUGUGCAACACAUCUAGCAGCGGCGAGAUUGGAUUGGGAAGGAUGGUGGUCAGUUCUGGAAAGCCGGUUUGGUCUGAGAAUCACGAGCUUCGUCCACUCCACGGCGCAGUGACGCCCGGGCUCUUAUGAUGGGUUGAAUGCACUCGCAAAGUCCGGAGAGCUGCAGCAUCAUUGCGGCGGAGGCUAGAUUAGACGGUCAGUCAUCGUCCACUCUAUCAGCGGUGGCAUAUCAUAACGUGAAGCGCCAUUAUAGCAUGUCUGUGAGCAAGUCGAUCUACU